Molecule: messenger RNA, 1832 nt
Organism: Anastrepha obliqua
Lineage: Eukaryota; Metazoa; Arthropoda; Insecta; Diptera; Tephritidae
Product: progestin and adipoQ receptor family member 3
Exons: 7
Coding region: 403-1461 (352 amino acids)
Cellular component (GO): membrane
Molecular function (GO): signaling receptor activity
Source: RefSeq, a predicted model, not a curated record
AGCUGGUGCCACUGUGGAAUGCCUCGAAAGCGCUUUUUCUCACAAUAGCCAACGAUCGAUCAGUUGGGUUUCAGUUGACCAGCAAAGCGGUUGCAUUUUUUUAACUUAGCGGUGGCGCCAAAUACACCUGUUGGAAUGCAAAUUCUCGUACAAUAAAUAAAAUGAUUUUGUGAUGCGCUUCGAGUGAAGAUUAUAAACACUCUUGUGUAUAUUUUUAUAAAAGCUAAAUUACAUUAUUAAAUUGCAUUCUGAAAACGUGAUCUAAACGAGCGUCACCGCUCAAUUUUCCAGAAAUAAACAAUAAAUUCUUGAGGUGUAAACUUUCACAUCCAUUAAACAGUGUUUGGAUUAUUGUGUUGAGAACUAAAAAAAAAAUAAGCUCAAAUUGAAAAGUUGAUAAAAAUGGAAGUGACUACGAUUACAACAACAACUACUACACGAGAAGUGAAGCGCGCUGUGCGAAAACAUGUGAAUUCAUGCAGUGAUCACACGCAUACGUUUGAAGGUCUCAAACACGCCGCGGAUGCACACCACUUUCCGGAAAAUGAAGAACCCAAUAUCUUGGGCCAUGGCACACCGCUGGAAGAGAGGUCUGACCCGUUAACUACAGAGAAACUCAUGAAAUUAAAAACGCUGUUGAAUUUUGAAGAUGCUCCCGAUCAUCUUAAAUUUAAUCCUUACAUUCGUCGAGGCUAUCGCACAUUCCUCUCCACCAAAUUAUGCCUGCAAAGCGUCUUCUGGUGGACCAAUGAAACUAUCAAUAUCUGGAGUCAUCUAUUUGGCUGUCUACUUUUCAUCGGCUUGACCAUAUUCGAUUUUCAAUUUCUAAAAGUUCACGCGGAUAUAAGCGAUCAAGUGUUGGUUGUUUGCUUGUUGGUCUGUUUCUGCCUUUGCAUGCUGCUCUCAUCAAUUUACCACAUUUUCUCCUGCAAAUCGGAAGAACAUUACGAUUUCUUUUUGUCGGUGGACUUUUUGGGCAUUUCACUGUCGCUGGUGGCGAUUUAUAUAAGCGGCAUGUACUAUGCGUUUUGGUGCUUUCAGAGUCUUCGCAUAUUUUAUUCUGUGAUUGCUUUGUGUAUGUUUGCAUUGGCGAUGCUGGUGCAGAUCCCCAAGCUGAAUGUCUCCUUAGAUGCGAAGAUCGCAGUGCUGGUGCUGUGGGCCGCCUUCGGCAUAAUACCGUUGGCGCAUUGGACCUACGUGAUGGGUGGCCUCGAUAACGAGUUGGUGCGGCUAAUGGUGCCUCGUGUGAUUGUUAUGUAUGGCUGGUGCGCCAUAGCUUUUGUCAUUUAUGCAGCAAAAAUUCCCGAGCGUUGGCUUACCGGUAAAGUGGAUUAUGUUGGACAUUCGCACAAUUGGUGGCAUCUAUUCAUUUUGGCUGCCUUCUAUCACUGGCAUAACACUGGUCUUGUGUAUGCGGAAUACCGUUUGAACAAUGGCUGUAGUCUGCCCACAUUGACGUAGACCAUUGAACUUUACUCAAAUUGCGUUAUAGCCAAAUUUUUUCAUUUUGAUACAUCUCGUGGGCGUACGAGUAGCUAUAAAAAUAUGAAGUUAUUUUUUGUGAUUUUUUUUUCGCUAAACAUUCAGUGAGGCCACAUAACAUCGCUAGGCUAGUUAUCGUACCUUUAACCAUACACAGUCAUAUAAAUACGUUUGUACUUAGUUUUAAAUACAAAUCUAGUUCACUCACUCAUUUAUUAGGUUUAAUGCACAUUUGUAAAUAUUGAUAAUCGAAAUAUUUAGAAAAUGAAUUUAUUAAUUGUUGUUGAAACUUUGUUACUUCUGUAAAAAUAGUAAAUAAAGUUAAAUAUAAAAGACAUUACAUAUAAGCA